GUCACUUAUUAAAAAUGAUGGUUUCAGAGGUUGCAGUCCCUGGCUCAGGUUAUCCCCAAGUUGCUUAAUGCUGGAAGCCAGGAAGGGUUUAGCAGUGCAAGGAUCAACCUUUGCUUGCCUUAUUCUUUCCCUUUGUAUAAGCAAGUAGCCACCUAGUAUGAUAGGAGUAAAUGGAUCUUUGUGUGAUUCUUUAUGAAGCUUCUGUACAUUGCUGUCAUGCUGUGCGGGAGUGGUUAAAACCUGGAACGCAGGUUUGAACCCUGCCUCUGCAUCACAAUGUACUUAACUUUCUCUGCCCAACUUAACUUUGCUUUGCCCAAAGAGAGCAUGCUGGGUUAUUACUUUUUAAAUUGUAUUAGUUUUCUAGGAUUACUAAUACAGUGAUACAUUUUUGGGGGCUUAUUUUCAUAAGCAGGAUAUGAACUGAAAUAAGUAUGGUAUUUUUACAUGUUUCCCUUUAGAUUAGAAAACUAUCUUAAAUUUGUCUUUGCUUGAUGGCUAGUAGGAUAGAUCUUUCAAGGAUCUAGGUUAGUCCAGCUCUGGUGACAUACUUGCUAAGCACCCUAUUGUGAAAAAAGGACCCAAUGCUAUUUUGAAAAUUUGAUAUUUAUUUUUUCCUAACAACUUUGGUUAUCUUCUGAGAUCGAUUAUUGCUUGUUAUUUCCAGUGAAUGAUCAAUAAAUUAACACUCCCAAGUAUGUCUUACUCAUUCACUUACUUUCAAUCCAAAGACUUUAACACUGCUGUCUUUUAGUCUACUGGCCUAGACCUCAACUGAAAAGUCUCAAAUUAGCUUUGAUUUUCUUCAGUGUAUUUCUAUGGCAGGGUGGAUAUGUUCUGCACUGUACAUGUAGUCAUAUCAAUAAACUGUUAAGGCUGGGGGAACCAGUUGGAACACCUGUCACAAAAAUUCGUAACUGGCCCGUGCCAACCGAGGAGAGAGGCUAGGACGCAAAGUAUUGAAUUAUAAGGGUAAAUAUUCAUGCGCAUGAAGUGUCCCAGCCAAAUUGGGGCACCCUGGAUGUGGUUUUACACGGGGUUCUUAUAUCCUUCAAACAUUCAGGUACAACACGAUUUGACUAAUCACUAACACCCACACUACCGAUUGCUAAUCAUAGGAAAACUUUGCAAAGCAACUAUAUUUCUGCAGCAUUCUUGCUGCUUGUCUAUUGAUCCAGACGUCCCUGGAGUCAGUCUUGCUAUAGUUACUUAUCUAUGAUGCCAGACGACGUUGGGAGGGUUUCAAAGAUGUGUCAGAGGGGCUAGGAUGCUGGCGUUAUCUUGGUUGUCCAGGGGUAUCCUUUAUCCUUCAUGGACAGCUCUAAGCUUCCAAGAAGCAAAGUCCUUAUUUCCAGGGCCAGGCUGUCCUUUAGUUUGUUUUACUUAAGCAUGAACGAUACCAAAGUCUCCAGUAAAAUUCCGCUACCUCAUUAUAUCACAGUGUAUAAUGUGAACUAAUAUAUAUAUUAACAAAGUUAAUACACUUUCAUACUAUAAAGACUGAUUGAUAUAAUAGUUAGGAAAGUGAAUUUUUCAUAACAUGCCCUAUAGCUUCCUUCCUGUCUGAACAGUGAAGCUUCCUUUCAGAGGAAACCGGUGUGUUGGAGUAGAUGGUGCCCACCACAUCCUGUCCUAAUGCGUACUCAGGACAUAACAUAUAGAUGACAUUUAGACCUAUAUGUGUAACCACAGUAGUAUUUCAGAGGCUUGCAAGAAAAUAUAAUGGUCAUAUUGAAAACAAGCCCCUAACCAUUCCAAAAGACAUUGAUCUUCAUCUGGAAACAAAGUCUGUGACUGAAAGGGACACUAUAGCAUUGCAUUAUUUUCCUGAAUAUCAGUGGCUGGUGGAUUUCACUGCUGCAGCUACAGUUGUGUAUGUGGUGACUGAAGCCUAUUGCAGUAUCAUGAAGCCCUCACAAGAAAUGAAUAUCAGUGUAGUGUGGUGUCUGCUUGUCUUGGCCUUUGCAGUUAAGAUACUGUUUUCGUUGACCGCCCAUUAUUUCAUAGUAGAGGAUGGAGGUGAAAGAUCAGUCUGUGUUACCUUUGGCUUCUUCUUCUUUGUGAAAGCAAUGGUAAUCCUGAUUGUGACAGAAAGCUAUCUAGAGUUUGGACUCGAAUCAGGAUUCUCAAAUUUUUCAGAAAGUGCUAUGCAGUUUCUUGAAAAGCAGGGUUUGGAAUCCCGGGGUCCUGUGUCUAAACUAACCUUCAAAUUGUUCCUGGCUGUUCUGUGUUCACUUAUUGGUGCUUUUUUGACAUUCCCUGGCUUGCGACUGGCUCAAAUGCAUCUGGAUGCUCUGAAUUUAGCAACAGAAAAAAUAACACAAACAUUGCUACAUAUAAACUUCUUGGCUCCUUUACUUAUGGUUCUACUGUGGGUAAAACCAAUCACUAAGGACUACAUUAUGAACCCACCUUUGGGCAAAGAGAGCGUACCUUUAAUGUCAGAAGAUACAUUUGACACCAUGCGGUUGUGGAUUAUAAUCCUUUUGUGUGCUUUACGGUUGGCUAUGAUGCGCAGUCACUUACAGGCCUAUCUGAAUUUAGCCCAAAAAUGCAUGGAUCAGAUGAAAAAGGAAGCCGGCAGAAUAAGUACAAUUGAUUUACAAAAAAUGGUGGCUCGGGUAUUCUAUUAUCUUUGUGUAAUUGCACUGCAGUAUGUUGCACCAUUGGUAAUGGUCCUUCACACAACUCUGCUUUUGAAAACACUAGGUAAUUAUUCCUGGGGCAUCUACCCAGAAUCUAAUUCUGACACUGCAGUAGAAAACAAUCCGCUUCCCAGUUCACUUUAUUCUGAGUCUCCAUCUGUCAAUGGAAAGAUGAAAGUAACUGUAGUGCAAAUAACAAUGGCUUUGGGAAGCCUAAAGAAUAUUUUCACUCCUCUCCUAUUCCGAGGACUCUUGUCUUUCCUCACCUGGUGGAUUGCUGCUUGCCUCUUUUCCACAAGCCUCUUUGGGCUUUUCUAUCACCAGUACCUGACUGUGGCAUAAACCGAUCAACUGACAAAGCAAGUAUGAGGUCAAAUUCUAGAUACAAACCCAAGUACCCAAGAGGAGAUGAAGAAAAAACUAUAUAUGAAGAAAAAACAUAUCAGCAUUUAUUCUUAAACACUUAUUCUGUUUUCUCAGGGUGAAUAUUCUUAUAAUUUUUAAAAUCGCAACUGGAUUUGUUACUUUUUGUUACUGAAAUGGUAGGUAACUAAUUGAAUUAUGGUACUGGGAUUGACUGACAGGGAUAUAUGUGUAUCUAGUAAUUUCAAGAUCCCUUUUGAAAUGAAAAAUUUUUUUUUGACAGUUCACUUGAAAGGGCUAUUUGGUUUUGGUGCCUCUAUAAAGGUACUUACCUAUAUUAAAAAAGCUGUUAAUCUUGAUGUUUCUGCUCUGUCAGAUCAUCAUCUUUUGCCAGUCUAAUCUGUGUUAAAUUGGCCAUAUAGUAAUAACUAAUAACUUUUGACUUCAGAAAUAGAUUUUCUGUAUAAUAAAGCAGAUAUAGUAAGGAGGAGCAAAGCAUUAACUUUAUAAGUUUUGUUUAGUUGGAAGGAUAGAUCCUAAGUAUAAAAACAUUGUUAAGCAAACUAAAAUGUCAAUUUUUCAUGAUUCAUGUAAUCAGAAAACAGGAAUGGGAAUUUAUAUGCAGUAGCUUUUUUUAAAAGUUAAUAUUACAUUGUAAAGAGCAUUCUCAGUGUUUAACUAAUAUUAGCUAUUUUUACGUUAUUGGUUUUUUACUCUUGAAUUUCUGUAAAGCUUUGGCAUAUAAUAGGCAUUUAUAAAUGGAAAAGCUUAACAAAUAUUUAAUCCAUUGCAAACUACCAUAUGGGAAAGCAAACUGUCAGUGAAUGCAGAAAAUUAAAGAUUUAAGCUGGUGAUAAACUGUCUUGCUACAUUGAAUGUUUUUAAAGUUAUUUAUUAGUUUAUUAAGUUGCACUUACUGAUACAAGGAAUAUACACCAGCUUGUACCUUCUGCAUGCAUUUGGGAUAUCUGAGAAUACCUUGCAUGAUUCUAGCAGUUUCAUUGCAGUAUACUAUUUCAGUGCUACUGGUACUGUAAGCUUUGUUUUUUUCACACCACCUUUUUGUAACUAAUGGUGACAGACGCUCAACUGUGUGAAUUGGCCUAAAGAAUAUUUGACUUCAUAGAUUCAGAUCUUGAAACAUUCCUAGGAAAUGUCAUUCGGACCAAUAGAAUGUCACAAUAUGACAGGUCCAGCAAUACUGGACCCACUUUCUGUUAGUUUGAGAUAUGUGAUUAGUAAUGGAAUUAAUAAGGCCAGCUUUUAAGUUAUAGUUAGAUUUCCAUGGUUAAUGUUUCAUACAGGAAAAUAAUAAAAGAUAGUGCAGUUUCUUGUGAACUUGGCCCAAGAAGCUCAUUAGACAGAUGUAACCUGUUAUUGCAAUCUGAAGGAUAGAAAUGAACUUAGAUAUUGGAGAAAGCUUCAAAAUAAUGCUAAGUGACAGAGUUUCUGUUGCCAUAGAUGUUUAUUUUAAAAGUUCGUAACUGAAAGUGAGCUAUAGUUAUAUAAAAUUUAAUUCAGCACAGGUAAUUGAUUCUGUGUGUGGUUGAGCUUCACAGAGCUUUUGAUAAGUAGUACACUGUCUUAUUCUUCAGAGGUCACACAUCAAGAUCAACACUUCUGGCUAUUGCUGCUUCAUUGUUUCACAGAACUGAACAGUUGACCUUCUGGUCAGCAGUUUGAUCUGAGUGGGAAAUGAUCUUUCUUUGGAUUAAUUUAAUCAUUACAUGAGUCCAGGAGGCUUAUUUAAAAACUAAAAUAUAGCAGUAAAUAUCUUUGAAAUGUGUGGUGACACAGGAACUAGAGAGAGCAUAUUGCUAUAGUGGUGAGCAAUGCUUUUUACAACUACCUGAUAUACUAAAAAGUGACUUGUAAAGAAAAAUAGCAGGCUUCAUAGUCCUGACUUCCACGUAUAUUAUGUAAGCUUCAAAGAAGUAUCUGCUCACUUGUUCCUUUAAAGCAGCAGCUGGCAAAUGCUUUUUCUUUCUUGAAGAGCUUUAUCAGCACUAGGAAAAAAAAGUAGCUCACAGAAAUAGAAAAGCAGGUAAAACCUGACUGAGAGGUUACUAGUUUUUAUUCAGAAUUCUUAAGUAUUUGUCUUGCUUUUUCCUCACUACUUAAUUUCUGAGAAUUUUUAGAAGAAAAAAUGCCUUUGACAAAGAAUCAACAUUUCUGUCUGUCUGUCUUUCUGUCUUCCUCCAUUUCACCCUCCUUUUCUCACUCUAGUAAUGGGACUUGUUAUCCUGAUGUUUUUUUCCUAUCCGCAGCUUUUUCCCUAAGUUAAGAACUAAUGUGUUUAGAAUUGACCCAGCCAAAAUAGUUCAGGCUUGGGGGUUUUGGGUUUGUUUUUUUUUCAUUGUUUUGGUUUAAAUCCAUUUGUCUGUGAAGGAUUAGUUCCUUUAAAUAGAUUAAAUAACUUUGAAUUGCAGCUGAAAUACAAUUGUUAUUGGUUGUUUAAGCACUGCACUUUUAUUAUAGAAGUCUCUUUAGACAAAACAUUAGGAUAGUGAUAAAUCCAAGUAUUCCAGCACGAUUCAGGGAAGUCAAAAUAUAACACUUUGGCUAUUUCUGAGCUUAGAGAAGUUGAUUAGGAAACGGAGAAGGGAUUGUAACAAGUCUAUUCUACUUUGCAGGCAAUAUUCUCAGGCAGAACUUGUCCUCUUUUGAUACCUUACCAAGCUUUAGGAUUUCCUAGGUGUUGAAGGGGCUCUGGUAAUUUCAGCUGCAGUUUUUUUCUCUUUCUGACUUCUCUUGCAUAAGAAUCAACAGGUAAAGUAUCAAGAAAAACAGGUAGUAUCAGUGCAAGAGAACAUCCUUGUACAGAAGGCCAUGCUUUAAAAAAUUCAUUUCUAUGGCAGUUGUUCUUCAGCUUCUUUUAGUCACAAAUACUGGAAGACGUGAGCAGAGAUGCAUGUUUUCCCAGAUUAUAAAGUCAAACUCACCUAUGAACAAAAAAGCCAUCAAAAUACAUCAAUAUUGCAAUUAGCUAGCAUAACUUCAGUGUAUAUGUAAUAUGGUUAGUUAGUACAGAAAUUCCAACUAACCUCAAAGGAACAAUUUAAAGUUUCGCACUUUGUCACAGUAACUACAGCUAACUGGUAAUAGACGUCUUGGAUUUAAUGCAUAGAAAACAUAAAAGUAUUGAAUCCUGAAACCUAUUAUUUAAGUCUCAUAGAAAUGCUGGAAGGCUCUACAAGAUAGGCCUUAUAACUAUUUAUUCUCCAAGGCCCCUGUUUUCCAUUUGAACAUUAACUUGUUUUUCCUGAUAAGUUUUUGAACAGUUUUGAAACACUGUCCUUCAUGUUUUGGCAUAUGAUGCAAUUUGUGUGUUUAUUUGUUAUCCAGAAAAACUCUAAAUUUAACCCACAGUUAAUUUUGUCCCUACAAAGUUACUAGAAUGUUUUGCCUAAGAUUGAAGAAUUAAGCGCACAGUGAAAAUAAAAAAUGUUGAAUGAAAAUAAGGCCCCAAAAAUUGUGUGUUCUGUUGGGGAAAUCUUUCUAUUAUGGCUGAGUAAAAUCUUAAUAGCAGAAGGCAACAGCAGGUUGCUUGUAUCCUAAAUCAAAUAUUAAAGGUGAAUGUUUACCAUAAUGAGUAAGCCUCUUAUUUUCAGCAUCUGCAGCCUAAAUCUUAAAUCCCAAAUGAUAAAUUAAGAGCAAUAUUUUGACCUUACUGAUAUUUACUCUAAAGAGCAUAUAGGCAACAAGUAUUGUAGCUAAAUGCUAGAUCUUGUUAAGCAAGCUGAUAUAGUCAGUCUAUACUUCAGAGUGACAUUUGAGCAACUUUUACUUUAGACAGAUCUGACAUGCUUUGUGGCUUUGGCAAUGCAUGUACUGAAAUUGAUGGCAUAUCUAAUCUUCAUUCCUGAUACUAGACUGAAAACAAUCUGGGAGGUGGGGGAGUGAAUGUGAUUCACAGACUCAGGAACAAAAGUGAUGAGUUGAGGUUUGUUCUGUGUAAUCUGGGAUAAGUGGGACCAAACACUAUAAAACUGCAGGGAGGAAUGUUUGUGGGGUUUUGUUGGAUUUGUUUUUCAUAUGAAAAGCUGUGGAGGAUUUAAGCACUAGAAAAAUUACUUCUAGAGGGAAACAUAAAAAGAACUCUGCAGAGUGUCAAGAGAAGAUUCAGAAGUUAAAAUACCUUAAUGUGGAAUAAAAACUGCAUAGGGAAGGACUCUAAUCUUAAAGGAAGACAGAACAGGAACCAGUGACUAGAACCCAACACUAGAUAAAUUACAGUAGUGGAAAAUACACUGUUUUAACAGAGUGAGUAACAAAUUAAAUUACAACCUGAAGUGGUGAAUUCUUCACUGGGUUGUUUUCAGACAUUCUUUUUAUAAGCUGCUAUUGGUAAGCAAAUUACUGGUCUCAGUAAAAGGAUGAUCAGUGAAAAUGUACGUGGACUUAUUGGUCACUAUUCUAUGAUAUUCUUUUGAAUUUCAGCCCUGAGGAAGAACCCAGCCAGCUUUUUGCAUUCCACCAGGAAAUUUAAAUCUCCUGCUAUGUGUAUUUUGCUUAUUACCUCCUUAAGCCACUGAAACUUUUAUCCCUGACAGUAAUGUUAAUGAUUGACACCUAGUUUUCGAAGAUGAGUAAAACUGACAGCUAUUUUGUAUUUUGCUUGUGUGUGGAUAGAGUAACUUAAAUAAGUCCAAUAACUCCGUUCUCUAAGAACAUGUUCAGUGGUGCCAACGUCUGAGUUGAUCACUAAUUGUGUUUAAAUUGUUCUUAAGCCCUCCCACAUGUGAUAGCAUUAAAAUGUUUGACUGCAAAGAAAAGCUAGAAAAAGUAAGCAGGAUGAUAAAAGUGAAGGAAACAGGUAGCAAAUAACUAAACCACUGUUUAAUUUAGUUUUAUUCUAAAGAUCAAAAUUUUUGAACAUUGAAAAGAUGCUGAAUCUAACUCCAUAUCAACAGUAGAGUCAGAACUUUACUCUUAAAAAGUUAGAAGUGUAAGUCUUUGAAAUGUUAUGAACUUUUUUUUUAAAAUGUUGAUUUUAUGAUUUCAACUUAUCAGUUGGACUCUCUC
This is a messenger RNA of Harpia harpyja (harpy eagle), 8033 nucleotides long. Its product is annotated as transmembrane protein 161B-like. Bases 1662 to 2987 code for a protein of 441 amino acids. NCBI's taxonomy places the organism in Eukaryota, Metazoa, Chordata, Aves, Accipitriformes, Accipitridae. The transcript has 10 exons. The record is from RefSeq and is a predicted model, not a curated record.